CUUUUUUGUGUCCCCUAUAUUAUAUAUGGCUUUAAGGCUUUAACCUUGUCAACUAAAAACAUGAGUCAGAAUUCAUGAAAGGGCUACCUUUAUUUGUUUGUUCCCAAUUACUCUUCAUCUUACUAACUUCCACAGCAUUAGACACGAUCACUAGAGAUAAACCCAUUAGAGAUGGUGAUACAAUUGUUUCAGCUGGUGGGGUUUAUGAACUUGGAUUUUUCAGCCCUGGAAAUUCCAAGAAUCGCUAUGUUGGGAUAUGGUACAAGAAGAUAUUACCUAAAACUGUCGUCUGGGUUGCCAACAGAAACAUUCCCCUGAAUGACACUUCAGGAGUGUUAACACUAAGACCCAAUGGAAUUCUUGUACUUAUCAACAGUUCCAAUGCUUCAAUUUGGUCAUCAAACUCGUCAAGAUCCUUAAAGAAUCCAAAAGCACGGCUUUUGGAUUCUGGGAACCUUGUUGUCAGUGAUGGAAAUGACAGAGAUCCGGAAAUUAAUAUGGUGUGGCAGAGUUUUGACUAUCCAGGAAAUACUUUAUUACCUGGCAUGAAGCUUGGACGUAAUUUGGUCACGGGCAUGGAAUGGUACAUAUCGGCGUGGAAGAGCACUGAUGAUCCUGCUCCUGGUGAAUAUAUGGAACGUCUGGAUUCUCAUGGGUACCCGCAAUUUUUCAUGUGGAAAAAUUCAUCUAUAGUAUAUAGCGUAGGGCCAUGGAAUGGUAUUGGAUUUAGUAGUAGUCCCAAAAAUAAACCAACUAUAUAUUACAGUUUCGAGUUUGUUAUUAAUCAGCAGGAGAUUUACUUCAAAUAUGAGCUUAAUGAGCCCCUGCCCACCAGGAUUGUGAUCAAUCAGGCUGGGCUGGUAGAUCAACUAACAUGGAUUGAGCGCAGUCGCAGCUGGUUACUCUACGUGGGAACACAAGCAGAUAGUUGUGAUCGUUUUGCUUUAUGUGGUCCUUAUGCAAAAUGCAACAUCAAUAACUCUCCUCCAUGUGACUGCUUACAAGGUUUUGAGCCUAGGAAAACUUCUUUGACUUGUAACCAAGAUGGUUUUCUUAAAUUGACGGGUAUUAAGAUGCCGGAUACUAGACACUCGUGGUAUAAUCAGGGCAUGAACCUUGAAGAAUGCAAAAAAAUGUGCUUGGCUGAUUGCAAUUGUACAGCCUACUCAAAUCUUGAUGUUAGAAACGGCGGAAGUGGAUGCUUACUAUGGUUUGGACAACUCAUUGAUAUUAGAAAGUUGAGCCACAAUGAGCAAGACUUGUUCGUGAGAGUCGCUGCUUCAGAAUUAGAUUCAGACAGGAAUCGGAGGAGAAAGAGGUCAGUCCUGAUUGCGAUCAUUUCAGCAGUGGUAGCAGCUUUUAUCCUCAGCUUUGUAGCUUGGUUUUCCUUCCGAAGAAAGAACAGAAGAACAGAUAAAUAUACUAGAGAUUCAGAAGUUGGAAACGAAGACCUCGAGUUGCCAUUGUUUGAUUUAGUUGCUGUUACUACUGCCACUAAAAACUUCUGUUCGGCUAAUGUGAUUGGUGAGGGCGGCUUUGGAUCGGUUUACAAGGGCGUGCUACCAAAUAGAAAAGAGAUAGCAGUUAAGAGGCUAUCAAAGUAUUCUGGACAAUGCCUUAAAGAGUUAAAAAAUGAAAUCGUUCUCAUUUUUAAGCUGCAACAUAGGAACCUUGUCAAGCUUUUGGGUUGUUGCCUUGAAGGAGAAGAAAGGAUGCUAAUCUACGAGUUUAUGCCCAAUGCUAGCUUGGACUAUUUCAUUUUUGAUCCAAGCAGAAAUGCUUCACUUGCAUGGAAGAACCGCUUUGAAAUUGCAAUGGGAAUAUCUCGAGGUCUUCUUUAUCUUCACCAGGACUCAAGAUUUAGAAUUAUUCACAGAGACCUCAAGACCAGCAAUAUUUUAUUAGAUAGUGACUUGAAUGCCAAAAUUUCUGAUUUCGGCCUUGCCAAAAGUUUUGGCGGAGACCAAAUGGAAGGAAAAACUAAGAGAGUAAUAGGGACAUGUGGAUAUAUGUCCCCAGAGUAUACUGCUGAUGGGAAAUAUUCAGUAAAAUCAGAUGUAUUCAGUAUCGGCGUAUUCAUUCUAGAAAUAAUUAGUGGCAGAAGGAACAGGAAAUUUCGUCAUUUGGAACAUCAUCACAAUCUUUUGGGACAUGCAUGGUUACUUUGGAAUGAAGGCAAAGCGUUGGAACUGAUGGACGAACGUUUGGAAGAAUCAUUUUCAGAAUCUCAAGUAUUGAGAUGCAUUCAAGUUGGUUUGUUGUGCGUCCAAAAACUGCCAGAGGAUAGGCCUACAAUAGCAUCAGUAGUUUUCUGGUUGGAAAAUGAAGGUCUGGUUCUUCCUCAGCCAAAGCAGCCUGGUUUUUUUAUAGAGAGGAAUUCAAUGGAAUCAACAGUCAGCUGAGUUUAUCAGUUAACCCUUUUGUAAUACUGUCAAGCCCAUUGUGGAUCCAAUUAAUUAAUCAUAAGAAAACCUGAAAUUAAUGUAAUACACAGUGAGUGCACAAAUUUAUGCGGACAAAAGCACACUUUGACAUUUAAUGAGGAAAAGACUGUUUUGAUGUUAGUAUAGGAGUCUA
Molecule: messenger RNA, 2577 nt
Organism: Nicotiana tabacum (common tobacco)
Lineage: Eukaryota; Viridiplantae; Streptophyta; Magnoliopsida; Solanales; Solanaceae
Source: RefSeq, a predicted model, not a curated record